Molecule: messenger RNA, 639 nt
Organism: Capronia coronata CBS 617.96
Lineage: Eukaryota; Fungi; Ascomycota; Eurotiomycetes; Chaetothyriales; Herpotrichiellaceae
Product: Ras-like protein Rap-1A
Exons: 4
Coding region: 1-639 (212 amino acids)
Biological process (GO): signal transduction
Cellular component (GO): plasma membrane
Molecular function (GO): GTP binding; GDP binding; GTPase activity
Source: RefSeq, a predicted model, not a curated record
AUGAGCUUACAAGCUAGGCGAGAGUACCACAUCGUCGUGCUCGGUGCCGGAGGUGUAGGGAAGAGCUGUCUCACGGCCCAAUUCGUCCAAAAUGUAUGGAUCGAAAGCUACGACCCAACCAUCGAGGACUCCUACCGCAAACAGGUGAAUGUGGACGGCCGACAAGUUAUGCUUGAGAUUCUGGACACGGCCGGCACGGAACAAUUCACCGCCAUGCGGGAGCUGUACAUGAAACAGGGACAGGGCUUCCUUCUCGUCUUCUCCAUCUGCAACAUGAACUCCUUUUACGAGUUGGCCGAACUGCGUGAACAAAUCAUCCGCAUCAAAGACGACGAAGAUGUGCCACUCGUCCUGGUAGGCAACAAAGCCGACAUGGAAGACGACCGCGUCGUCCCCCGCGCCAGAGCCUUCCAGCUCGCCCAGCAAUGGGGCCAGAAGCCAUACUACGAGACCUCGGCGCGACGGCGCACAAACGUCGACGAGGUCUUCCUCAAUCUGUGCCACCAGAUUAUCCAGAAAGACAGUAGUCGAUCCCAAACUUUCGAACAACAGUUUGCUAGUCGACGCCACGACCGGCCGAAUAGACAAGACCGUCGAGGCAGGAGAAUUCGGAACCGCGAUCGCUGUGUCAUUUUGUGA